This is a messenger RNA of Pleurotus ostreatus (oyster mushroom), 2385 nucleotides long. RefSeq lists its product as uncharacterized. Bases 1 to 2385 code for a protein of 794 amino acids. The record is from RefSeq and is a predicted model, not a curated record. Lineage: Eukaryota; Fungi; Basidiomycota; Agaricomycetes; Agaricales; Pleurotaceae. Gene Ontology annotation, cellular component: mitochondrion. Gene Ontology annotation, molecular function: ATP binding; pyridoxal phosphate binding; magnesium ion binding. Gene Ontology annotation, biological process: biotin biosynthetic process. The transcript is spliced from 5 exons.
AUGUCUCUUCUCUUUAAACAUCUCCGAAUUCAUCAAAUAUUCGGUGCAAAUACAGAUGUCGGCAAAACUAUCAUAUCCACUGCCCUCGCUAGGGCAUCUCUAGCGAAGGCAGAUCGUGUCAUUUACCUCAAGCCGGUGAGCUCUGGACCAUCUGAGGAUGCCGACGACGGGCACGUCGUGAAGUAUACGAAUCUGGGCAAUCGUCGCGUUCAAGCCGAGUGUUUGUACCGGCUGCGCGAUCCAGUCAGUCCGCACCUAGCAGCCAUUCGUGAAGAUGCUACGUAUAAUGCCCCCACAGAUGAUACAUUUAUCAAUGCAAUUUCUAUGUCUAUUCAGCGACAAGCCCAGGAAGUAGGCAAGCAAACCUACAUGUACGUAGAAACGGCGGGAGGUGUUCACAGCCCCGGGAUCUCCGGCACUACCCAGCUUGACCUAUAUCGACGGUUGUUUCUACCUGCAAUCCUGGUCGGCGAUUCUAGGCUAGGCGGAAUAUCUGCUACCAUUUCGGCCUACGAAUCGCUUUUAUUGCGCGGAUACGAUAUCGACGCCGUCAUUCUAUUCAAGGAUUCUUAUUACCGCAAUUAUGAAUACCUAGAAUCCUAUUUUAAGACGCGCAGCAUCCGCACUUUCGCAGUGGAUACCCCGCCAGAAAAGCACCCCGAUCCCACUCUGAACACCAGCCUGACUGAAGAGUAUUAUGAGCGCAUCGCGUCGCAGUCGUCUGAAAGCGACAUCACCCCCGCGGUCACUCAUCUCGACACCUGCCAUCAAAGUCGGCUUGCAACCCUAGACUCCCUCCCUCGUCGAACCCUUGACGCCAUUUGGUGGCCGUUUGUGCAACACAAACACGUCAAGAGCGAGUCCGACGUAUCUGUGAUUGAUAGCGCCUUCUCCGAUUUCUUCAGCGUCUUCAGACGCCGGACACCAGCCAAAACGACUAUGUCCUUGCUACAGUCCGAUUUCGAUGGUUCUGCUUCCUGGUGGACACAAGCCCUCGGUCAUGGUCAUCCCUCCCUUACUCUCGCGGCGGCGCGAGCGAGUGGCCGUUACGGACACGUAAUGUUCCCCGAAGCAACACAUUUACCGGCGCUCGAACUCGCUGAAAAGCUCCUCCAGGGUCCGGGACGGGGUUGGGCAUCACGAGUAUUUUACUCGGAUGACGGUUCCACGGGCAUGGAAGUUGCACUCAAAAUGGCACUGCGUUCUGUUUCCGCACGCACGGGUAUUUCACGAGAGGAUAGCAAAAGACUGGGCGUACUGGGCCUCAAAGGAAGCUACCACGGCGAUACUAUAGGUGCUAUGGAUGCUUGUGAGGAAGGCGUAUACACCUGCGACUGGCACAAUGCGAAGGGCUACUGGUUUGAUCCUCCAACGGUUGGAAUCAAAGACGAACGGGUAUCUAUCACCUUGCCAAACGGGAUUGACGGCACAGUGUUAGACCCAUCUAGUUUCCGAUUCGAAUCAUCCGCCGCCAUUUACGAUGUCGAACAGAGAAUGGGAACUGAGUUGGCACAAAUCUACUCUAAACAUAUCACACACACCCUCCAAAAGCUCAAAGCCCAGGGUGUCACUUUUGGUGCUUUGGUAUUAGAACCUUUGGUCAUGGGAGCUGGCGGCAUGAUCUUCGUGGAUCCCCUCUUCCAGAGAAUCAUGAUAGACACCAUACGGAGCGAAGAUACCUCGUCCUCCGGCUGGCGGGGUCUCCCCAUCAUAUUUGACGAAGUUUUCGUUGGUCUGUACCGUAUCGGAAUGGAGAGUACCGGCCCACUUCUGGGCGUCUUGCCCGACAUUUCAGUUCACGCCAAAAUCUUGACUGGCGGAAACAUGCCUCUGGCGGCAACGUUGGCGUCGGACUCUAUCUUCCAAACUUUCUUGGGGGACAGCAAAGCAGAUGCUCUGCUACACGGUCAUUCGUAUACAGCGCAUCCAAUAGGUUGCGCCGUUGCAAGCGAAACACUUAAAAUCAUCCAGGAACUUUCGACAUCGGAAAGUUGGAUAACAGCCAAGGAGAAUUGGUCGCAAGCCUCGGGGUCAUCUCGCAUAUGGAGUCUUUGGGACCGAAAUUUCGUUAUGGAGUUGUCGCGCAUGGAUGUAGUUAAGGAAGUUAUGUCCAUGGGCACGGUCCUGGUAGUAAAACUCAAAGGAGAAGAAGGCUACGUGUCGACGUCGGCGCAAGCUUUGCUGAGUUCACUGAAGGUCCCUGAACCCCAGGACUCAAGCCGCAUCUCACCUUCACCCGGCGGUGUACCUUUUGGAGUUCACUUCCGCACGCUUGGGGAUGUGGCCUAUUUCAUGACUAGCCUCAACACCUCGCCUGACGUUAUACGCUCUCUAGAGGAUAGAAUAUGGCGUGCGUUGCAGAAACACGCCGUACAGGAUGAGUAG